AUAUAUAUGUAGUACUUUAUAGGGGUUGAUCACGGAAAGUAAUGGGUUGGCUGAAGAAUAUCCUAAAGGGUGCUUCUUCGUCUCCUACCUCAAACUUCAAACAGGAAUGUCAUAACAGCUAUGGAGAUUCGGAGGAUGAAUCGUUGAGCGACAAGGAUCAUGAUGAAGAUAAUGCAGUCAUGGGGCACUACUAUUUUCCUUACGGUGAAAGUCGACAUCUUGAGGAUCAGAGUCAAACCGAGGGCAAUGAAGGAAAUGACGAUGCUCCUACUGGAGGAUUGUACCGGGAGGUUAUAGAGGAAGAGCUGGCUUUGGGUCUUCAACGAAGUAUAAGGAUAGAGAAUCCAAACCAGCAAUAUGGCAAUAUUGGAAAUUACAUAUUUCAACCUUAUUAUUCUUUCCCUUCUGCCUAUAGUACAUGGUAUCAAUAUCGGCACAAUCAAAUGGAUGAAGAAAAGUUUAUCAAUUGCACGGACACACUUCCAAAUCUGCAGGAAUCUUUUCAAUGCAACUCAUCUAAUCCACAAUCUGCUGACUAUGAGGUUGCUGAUGAAGAUCACCACCCGUAUUUCAGGCCACGUUGCAAAUGGUCUUACACCCCAAUAGUAUGUGAUGUUUGCAAGUACCACGUUCCUGUAGAUUCCAGUGGUGUUCCUCAAUAUGGAGAAGUACCUGUCUUUCACCAAAAGUACUGCACCAAGCACCUCCAUGACGGCACUGCUAUAUGUUUCUUCUGUGAAAGGCUCGAGGUAAGAGGAACCCGAUACUCGUCAUACGAUGAUGGUCGGAAGAUAUGUAGUGAUUGCAAGAAAUCUGCAAUCAUGAAUGAGCGUGACUGUCAACCUCUUGUUGAUGAAAUCCUUAAAUUUUAUGAGGAUUUGGACAUGAAAGUUAGGCAGGAAUUUAUUCCUAUAUUCGUGCUUGACAAGAAGAAAAUGAAUAAAGAACGUGGAGGAAUCACUAGAGGAAGAACCAUAUCAAAAGAAAAUUCUAUGCUUACGAUGAUUCAGACACCAAAGUAUGGACCGAAAAAUAAUAUAACUGGAGUUAAGGAGGAGCCAUUCAAGCUAGUGAGUUACAAGAACGUAGAGUGCAUUGAACUACUAAAUGGUUGCCCCAGGUUGUACAUCGGUCGAACCCUCGCCCAUGAGAUGAUGCACGCUUGGCUUUGUCUUGAAGGAUAUCAGCAAAGCCAAAAGAAGCAUGUACAGGGCUUUUGUGGCCCCUUGCCAUACAAUAUUGAAGAAGGAAUGUGCCAAGUUAUGGCUCAUAUAUGGAUAAAAUCUAAGAUUCAUGAUAUGUCUAGAAAUGAAUCGGGCUCAUCUCCAGGGCUUCAGUUUGAGAGAAAACUCGCAGAGCAUAUCAAGCAUAGUAUUGAAACCAGUGAUAGUCCCGAGUACGGAGAUGGUUUCAGAUUUGCACGUCGCGUGGUGGACAAGUAUGGCCUUAAAGGAACUCUCAACUAUGUACGAAUGACUGGCAACUUCCCCGAGACGAUUCCAAAUUUCCAUGCCCCAUAAUGCCAUACCAUGACUGGAAUUUCCCCUUUCUAUCCAUGAUAUUAUCAUGCUUUUGACUAUGCCCCGUAUUCCGGGCAUAUCAACUCUGUCAUUUUCAAUAUUCGGUCAUGUUUUCAGGUGUGAGCUCUCCAUUCAUGGGAGAAAACUGUGUAAAGUCGUCUAACACAUUUGGUACGCCAGAAUGGAAUGAGACGGAACAAAAUGGUUUUAUAAUGUGAAA
Molecule: messenger RNA, 1740 nt
Organism: Punica granatum (pomegranate)
Lineage: Eukaryota; Viridiplantae; Streptophyta; Magnoliopsida; Myrtales; Lythraceae
Source: RefSeq, a predicted model, not a curated record